Messenger RNA from Hyalella azteca, 2268 nucleotides. It is a transcript of the gene MED21, whose product is annotated as mediator of RNA polymerase II transcription subunit 21. The transcript is spliced from 5 exons. Lineage: Eukaryota; Metazoa; Arthropoda; Malacostraca; Amphipoda; Hyalellidae. Gene Ontology annotation, cellular component: mediator complex. Gene Ontology annotation, molecular function: transcription coregulator activity. The record is from RefSeq and is a predicted model, not a curated record. Gene Ontology annotation, biological process: regulation of transcription by RNA polymerase II. Bases 220 to 660 code for a protein of 146 amino acids.
UGUUUGUGUUCAUUGCUGAUUCGAGCUGGCUGGUGUCUGUACUGUCUGUACUCUGUAGUCUUGUGUAGUGACUGAAGUCAGCUGGCUCCUGAGUGUAGUCUUAAGCUCAGCAGAAGUUUUAGUCCUCAGUUUAUGUCGUGUUAGCUCCGUAAAAAAAAACAUUUAUUUUAUCCCAUUUGUGAGUUUAUUAUUUGAAAGAGGCUGAAUUGAAACCAAAAGAUGGCUGAUCGAUUGUCUCAACUGCAAGAUGCUGUUAAUCAGCAAGCAGAAAAUCUAUGUAAUGCUAUCGGCAUCCUAUUCCAAAAUGCUCAACCGGCUCCAUUCCCUAAUUUUGAUAAGAACAGCAAAACACCAUCUCAGAAUGAAGGAGGUUAUGAUCACAAAAAAAUGUUUGCCACUCUCAUCGCUCGAAAUGCUAAAGAUAUUGAUGUGCUCAUUGAUUCCCUGCCUUCUGAGGAGUCAUGUGCUGAACUGCAGACAAACAGCAUGCGCCAGCUGGAGGUAGCUGGCGAGGAAGCAGCUAACAGACUCAUAAGGGAUGUGGAACGUGGAGAAGCACUACUUGGGGAGAUAAGUCGAGCUCUUGCAGACAUUGCCAAUGCCAACCUCAGCAUUAACAGGGUGACUGAUGCUGCACAGGCGCAGCAUAUCACCAUUUAGCCCUUGCAAUGUUUUUCAUGUGCUAUGUUAGUACGAGUUAUUUUAUCAUCAGUAUUUAAAGUUACUUGACCUAAGGUUGUAUGUAUGGCAGAUUAUUUUGCUGUAGCUUUGUAUUGUUAUUUGUUUAAAUAUUACUGAGACAGUUUUUUUCUCUUGAUAGUUCUUACAGUUUUCGUCUUGUGUACAUUUUGUAGAAUUGCUUAAUGUACAUCAUUUUACUAUACAAACGUGUUUCAUUUGAUAAUUUGCUAGACUUAAGUUAUGUAAUCCUGCUAUGUGUGCAAAAUUCGUUGGUUCUGUCAUUUCUCCUGCUGAAUGUUCAUUCAGUGAUCUAUUUUACCAUUUCGUCUUUGGAGAUCAGAUUUAUCUCAUAUUUGUGGGGUGUUUCAUUGUUGCAGGUUAUGAAUAAAGCUUUUCUAUAACCUGCAACUUACAUCUUCAGUAUAUCAAGGUUUUCUAGUCUGGAAAAGUUUCUGACUCAUAAUGAUUGGGGUAGUAUCUCUCUAACACGAAUGUGUUAAUAUUAGCUAAGUGUUCUUCAACUAUGCAGUCUAGUGAGUCUACUCACCAACUCAUAUUUAUGUGUGCCAUAAGUAGAACAUUGUACACCCCAUCUAUCCUCAGUUCAUCCAACAAGUUUUGAACUCUAGACAGAAUCGUUUCAUAUUGUUUUUCCCAGAUGAGAUAUCUUAUGCAUCAUUAGUUUCAAAGCAAAAUAUCUAUGGAUUCAAUUCCUGUUUUCCACAAAAAAAAUUGUAAUCGAUAUCCAUUGCUAAUUCAUUGUCCAUUCAACCACUGAUAAAAUUUUUGGUAAAAGAAUAGUUCAUUUGCUCUGUCCCGUGUUCUCUGGAUCACUCUUACAACAGCAACAAUUACUUGGUUGAGCAAGAGUUGUAAUUUUAUUGUACUAAAGUGUUGUAUCGUACAAAAAAAAUCUAUGAUCCAGCCCACCGUCAUGCUGACAAGAUUGUUUGACCUAAAAACCUUUGUCUGCCUCUCCAAUUAUAUUCUCUAAGAAAGAGAUUACUUUUGAACUAGAAUUUUAAUAUGUGCUCUGUCAAUAAUCCCUUGAUAAUUUUUCACAGCGCUGUACACAGAUAUGACAGUUGUAUAACUAACUUAUGCGUAACAUCAUAAUUUUAACUAGCGGUUGAAUAAUUUCACGUCAAUUUUAAUCCUACCUAUAUGAAAAGAUGUCAAGUAAGUGAGAAUUAGCUAAUUAUUGAGGAGUACUGUAAUUUUUCAGUAGAACUACAGACUUUUUGGAAAUCCCGAUAUUUGUAACGUUCAAUUUAUGUUCUCUAAUGCUCUCAGAAAAUAAAAUAUUACACCAAAAACUUUGCAUCUAAUUCAGUAGGGCAAGUUGAGUACCUAUCUCAAAAUUUGAUUUAAAAUGCGUUCGGUGCAGAUGCUUCUCAUAAAAAUACCUUUAGAUUAGAUAGAAACGCUUAGUUUCAAUGAAUUUUUUUUGGACACCUCACGCACUGUAAAAUAAAUUUUGUACAUCGUUUCACUUGUCACGUAACGUGAUGUAUCAAGAAUAAUAACGCAAAGAAAGCUGUAACGAUAAGCUUUGUUUUUCCAAAAUAAACGUACUUUAUUAUUCAA